AUGGAGUCUAAUAUUAAAGAUCCUGCUAAUGAAACUGAGAUUGUUGAAAAUGUAGUUGAGGAUACUGUAGUUGAAGCAGAAGAGCCUCAUUUUACACUUACGAUAAAUGUAUCUCAAUUACCUGGAAAAACGCAAGUUCUUGCGAAUGCAAGUGAACUUGUUCAAGAAGUUAAACAUUGGCUCACUGAUUCACCAGAAACGUGUAUAUAUACCUGUUUCUCACUCUGUUAUAAAGGCAAACGCCUUGAUGAUUAUAAAGAAUUACAAGAGGAAGAAAUUACUCAAGAUUGUGAAUUAGAUCUUAUAGAAGAACCCUAUACGGAGCGUGAAGCUCGCAUUCAUGUUAUACAUGUUAGAGAAUUACUAUCCGGUCCAUUUAAACAAAAUACUUCGUCUGUUGGAAUAGAUCCUGGAUUAUCGUUUUUCACGGCUGUUUCUGAAAAGGCCACGAAUGAACAACCCGGAAAAGCUAAAGAAAAUUCCGAAGUCCAAAAAACGCCUUUCAUGGAUUAUGAUUUCUCGGCACCUUCAUUGGUAAAAUUUGUUCCUAAUAAUUUUGGUAGAUGUUUGAUCAAAUGUUUAGAUUCAUUAUACCUAUCCGGUUGGAAUCCUGUGCCAUUUGAACGCCGUCGUAGAGGCGACCUUUUGUACUUGACUGUAACUACCAUAGAGGGAGAAAUUUUGCAUAUCACUUCAGCGAUUAAUGGUUUUUUUGUUAACAAAUCGACUAUGAAAAAUUUUGAUCCAAAUCCACGCUCAGAUCUUAAAGUCUAUCAUACUCAUUCACUUGUUUCCCUUCUUCAAGCAAUAUCUCCAUCAUUUCGUGUCAAUUUUAAAUCUUUGCAAGAUUUUAUUGCCUCGCAUCACCCUUUUGAAACCAUUCCAUUUAAUACAUGUUUUCCAGCUUAUCCUUGGGUUGUACGACAAUCUAAACAUACUCAUGAUAUGGGUCGCGCAACCGAAGUAUAUUUAAAUUUAGGUACUGAUGCUGUCGAUUCUCUCCGUGACUGGAACGACGAAUUUCAAUCUCAGCGUGAAUAUCCGCGAGUUGAAUUAAAAGAUCGCGUUUUACGCGAAAGACUCGUUAAUAAAAUUCAUGCUGAUUUUACUGAAAACGCGGUGAAGGGAGCAAUUGCUGUUAUAAACGGCAAUGUAAUUCCUUUUAACCCUCGUGACCCUGAAGAGGAGCAUAUGUAUGUUUACAAUAAUAUUUUUUUCAGUAAGGCAUUUGAUACAAGAGGUACAUUUGCAAAACUCGGCGGAAAUGAUGCAGCACACGUGGCAACCGGCAAAGAUAUGGAGGGUAUACGGACUGUAAAUACAACAGAUAUUGAGGGACUAUAUACACUUGGUUGUGUUGUAGUAGACUAUAAGGGAAUCAGAAUUGUCGCACAAACUAUUGUUCCAGGAAUUUUCCGACGGCAAGAUGAUUCAUCAAUUGUCUAUGGAUACUUUGACAAUGGACGAGACGAACCUAAGUUAUGUUCAGAUCCAGAAUUUCAUGAAAUAGUUGGAAAAGCUGCAAAAGCUUUACAUCUUGCCGAGCAUAGAUGUAUGGCAUCAGAUAUAUCGAUAUUUGAUAAUAUUAUAGUUUCAGCUACAACUGUCUCUGAUCCAAAAGGGACUACAGUCAAACUUUAUACUUCUCUUGAAACCAAGGGCUUAAUGGGAGACGAUGGCCGUAGAUAUUUGUUUGAUUUAUAUCGUCUUAACCCAAUCGAUAUUGAAUUUUUGGAUAAAGAAUGUGAAGAUAAAGAAGAUACUGAUGGAAGUAAUCUUCCUCGUUAUCCUCAUAAGUUGACACUUCUUAGACCAGAAUUAGUAGAAUCCUUUUGGGAUCAUAAAUUGAGACUAUGGCUUCAAAAAAAAACCACAGCUAAGCAAAACGAAUCGGAGGAUUCUACCAUAGAAGCUAACGCUUUGGAUAAUGAAGACUUUAAUUUUGCAUUAAAUCCAGAUGCAUUCACUAAUUAUAAGUUGCCUGAGGAAGAAGAAUAUGAAGCAGUUAAGAAAAUAGACGAAGAGAACGUGCGCGAUGCAUCUAAGUAUUUGCGAGAUACAGUGAUCCGAAUGCUAAUCAUAGAAUUUACCACGUUAGCUGUAACUCCUGUCGACGGUUCUUCACUCACAACAACAAUGCAUCGACGUGGUAUAAAUAUGCGUUAUUUAGGUAUGAUCGCAAAUAUUAUAGAUGAAUCACAAGAUAAAAAGUUAGACCAUGUAAAACAUCUUGUUAUACAUGAGAUGAUUAUAAGAGCUUCAAAACGCAUUUUACGUGGUCUUCUUCGUGAACUACCAUUAACAUAUGUUCCAUAUUGUAUAUCUCAUUUUUUGAAUUGUUUAAUUGGUGCCGACUAUAAUCCUAAUCCUCAAUCGAUGGUAUCUGAUACUACUAUUGGCAUCGAUAAUCCUACUUAUGCCUAUAUAAACCUCACCCCUUCUUCGCUUUUACAACAAAUUCGUGACACAAUACUUAUUCGAUUUCGUUAUAGACUAUCUGAUAAUUUCAUUAACGUGAAUGUACGUAAAUUACCGCUUUUAAGAGAGAUCUGUUUACGAGUAGGCAUACAAAUUGCUUCUCAAGGAUAUAAUUUUGUAAAAAAGAAAUCCAAGAAAAGGCUUACGACUUUUUUGCCAGAUGAUAUCUUGAAUUUAAUACCCACGGUAAAACAGGCAAAUCCCAGGUGUGUAUUUGCUGAAGAAACUUUCGAAGCAGGGAAACUAAGUAUUGCGAGAGGCCAUCGGGAACUUGGUGUUGAUCUGAUGUUGCAAUCCUUAGCGUUACAUGAACAGAGCUAUGGAUUCCUUCAUCCAGCAACAGCAAAAUGCUAUGCAGCAUUAGCUUUAUAUUUUUAUCACCACGAUGAUACAGAAAUUGCCAUAGACUUUCAAAAAAAAGCGGUUGUUGUCUUGGAAAGGACUUGUGGUGUUGAUAGUGUAGAUGCAGUUCAUAGUUAUCUUCAUCUUGGUCUUUUCGAAAAUGCUGUUGGUAAUACAGAAUUAGGUCUUCGUUUUAUGAGACAUGCAAUGUAUUAUUGGGAAAUCAUUUACGGUCCAUUACAUCCAGAUGGAGCAACAGCUGAUCAAAAUGUUGGAAUAAUGUUGCAAAAUAUGAGAGAUUUUACGGGUAGUGUUAAAUUUUUCGAACGUGCCAAAGGCACAAAUGAGAUUAUCUUUGGAAAAAACAACGUAGUUACGGGAGAAUCGUAA
This is a messenger RNA of Funneliformis caledonium, 3210 nucleotides long. The record is from the annotation of a GenBank genome assembly. NCBI's taxonomy places the organism in Eukaryota, Fungi, Glomeromycota, Glomeromycetes, Glomerales, Glomeraceae.